AUGUUACGGCGGCCCACACUGGACAGGCAUGAUGCUGUAUCCGUGGCCUCUUGGGAGAUGCUAAUAGGACCAACAGAUCAUGCCAGUGGUCCCUUUGCAGCAGAACUGGAUGUCAUAAACAGACGGAACCGCAGCCCCGGCCCAACCAGGAGAAAUGUCAAUCCGGAACCUGAUGUUAGGCGGAGGGACACCAGAGAAACUGGGGCCCAAAUCCAGCGCCCAUUCCCCUACUAUGGUGAACAGGGACUAAGCAGCUCCAGCCACCAUAGCCAACCCAACCUGCAGGAAGCAUACAGACCCAAACUGGCCAUAUUUGAUGGAAAUGAUGACUGGGACUCCUUCUUGCUGCCAUUUGAGCUCCAAGCCAGGAAAUAUGGAUGGACCGCUGCCGAAAGAGUUGACCGGCUGCAUGAGUGUUUGAGGGGAGCUGCAAUACGAUAUGUCUGCUCCCUGCCAGAACGAACUAGGGAAGAUUAUGUACUUCUUGUGGAGCAGCUCACUCAGUGCUUUGGGAAAAAGGAACCCCCUACCACAGUAAGGAGAAAGCUGGGAGAACUCCGACAAGGAAAAGAGACCUCAGCUGAGUUUGCAGAAGAGGUGCGGCGCCUCAUUACACUUGCAUACCCAGGUGUGGAUCUCCAGCUGCAAGACCAACUGGCAACCAACGCUUUCCUAAAGGGUCUGAGAAACCAAAAGGUGGCUUACGAAGUCAUGAACAGAGACCCACGCUCCCUUGCGGAGGCUCAACAGCGUGUCGAAGCUCAUGAACAUAACUUCAAAGCCACUAUAGGGCGCGAAACCGACAUAAAGAACAGAACUAGGCGCGUUUCUUGGGCCAGUGAUGCAGACGCCUGGGAGAAUGACACUGCUACUGCUCGCAGGGUGCAUACCCCUCAAUAUGUGACUGCAGAUCAGUUUGCUGCACUGACAGACCAAGUCAAAACCCUUGUUCAUACAGUAGGAAAGCUACAGCUGCAGUUUGAACACCUCCAGUCCACGUACAUGGGGUGUCAGCAACCGAGGGAGACCACACAACGUCCUUCAUCGCUUGAGAGGAAGCAGAACCAUCCUCAGGUACAGACCAGCCGGAUGCGUUCCCAGUCCCCGAGCCCAACUCGUGGAACAGCUGGCCCAUGCUUUAAAUGUGGAGAGCCAGGGCACUUCAGGAGAGAAUGCACAAAGUUGCCAACAUCGGAGAAUGCAUGCAGCUACGGUGAUAAAAACUCUGGUCGACUGUUGCAGGCGGAUGUGACACUCAAUUCAGAUCACCCACCACAAGGACCACAGAUUGGCUGCACCAAAAAUGAGGGUGAGAGUCUGCAGAUUCCUGUGACUGUAAAUGGCAUACCCACACAGGCUGUGGUAGAUACCGGAGCUCAGACAACUGUCGUCUCCGAGGAGCUGUACCGGAGUUUCUCAAGAGAUGUUUCAGACGACCUACAGGAUACUUACCUUCGUAAUGCAGGGUUAGCAGAGGGCAUGAUGGCAAAAAGGGGACUGAGGGUCACCUUUGAAAUCGCAUCCAAAACAAUCAACUGGGACGUGCACGUGGCCCCCAUACGUGAUUCUGUCCUCCUCGGAUAUGAUCUGAUGAAAGCCCACGACGUUGUCAUCCACGCCCGUGGCAGGGUCUUUAUUGGCAAUGAGCUGGUACCCUCAAAGGUGGUGAAAGAUGGAGCAGACUACUGUGUAGCCAGAGUGACUCUAGGAAAGACCACCAUCAUACCACCGACAUCGGAAUGUGUGGUGUGGGGUGAAGUGGAGAAUCCAAGGCCAGGUGUUCCAGCCGUACUAGAGCCUUUGAGCAUCACAGAAGCAGUAGCCUCUGGAAGUGUAGCCACCACCAUGGAGAAACGGAUACCAGUCAGGCUGUGCAACUUUUCCACCAGCAAAGCAGCGCUGCCAAAAGGAGCAUGUCUUGGUCUCCUAGUUGAAGCUUAUCCUGAGGAGCCAUCUUGUCCCCCUGAUCAGAGUGAAGGGCCGGGUAUGAGAAAUGAAACAGCUAGCGAACCACCACUGAUGGUCGAGAGAGUAGCAACCAUCGCUGAUCUUCCUGAACAUCUUCGAGAGCUGGUUGGCAUGACUAGUGAGGCGCUUACUGAGGAACAGCAACAGCGUUUCCUCCAGCUGAUGUUGACCUACCAGUCCCUCUUCGCCAAAAGUGACUCUGAUCUGGGUUACAUGUCCGCAGUCACACACAAGAUCGACACAGGAAAAGCCAAACCUGUGUGACAGCCGGUCUGGAGGACACCUCUGGGUUUUCAGAAGGAAGAGGAAAAGCAUCUUCACGCCAUGCUCAAAUCAGGUGUGGUGACCCCAUCCUCAUCCGAGUGGGCUUCUCCAGUCGUCUUGGUGCGCAAGAAGGAUGGAGGAGUGCGUUGGUGCGUAGACUACCGCUACCUUAACAAUCUGACAGUCAAAGAUGCGUACCCCUUGCCGAAGAUUGAAGAGUGUCUUGAUGUUCUCGGAGGAGCCACCAUGUUCUCAACACUCGAUCUUCAGUCUGGUUAUUGGCAGAUAGCUGUGGAUGCCAUAGACCGCGAGAAGACGGCGUUCAUCACCAAAUGGGGCCUUUAUGAGUACACCCGCAUGCCGUUCGGACUUUGCAAUGCCCCAAGCAUGUUCCAGAGGGCGAUGGAGUUUGUACUCAGGGGACUCCAGUGGGAAACAUUGCUAAUCUACCUGGAUGAUAUUAUUGUCCUCGGUAGAGGAGUGGAUGAAAGUCUGGAUCGGCUCACACAAGUCUUCAGCUGUCUCCACAACUACGGGUUGAAGCUGAAGCCAUCCAAGUGUUACUUGCUUCAGGAGGAAGUUCUCUUCCUGGGCCACCUUGUGAGUGGUGAUGGAAUUUGUCCAAACCCAGCACUGGUCAGAGAUGUACAGCUCUGGAUGCCCCCUGGUAAUGUGCAGGAGCUGCAAGCUUUCCUUGGGCUGUGUAACUACUACCGCAAGUUUGUUCCAGCAUUUGCAGAACUGGCAAGCCCCCUUCACCGCCUUCUAAAGAAAGAUGCCACAUUCAUGUGGACAGAUGAGCAUCAGGACGCUUUCAUACAGCUGAAAGACAAGCUGACAACUACACCAGUGCUGGGAUAUCCCACUGUUGGAGGCAAGUACAUUCUUGACACAGAUGCUUCAAACCACAGUAUUGGGGCUGUGCUGUCGCAACUGCAGUGGGGUGAAGAGCGAGUUCUCAUGUACGCCAGCAAUCACCUUACACCAGCUCAGCAGAGGUAUUGUGUCACCAGACGUGAGCUGCUGGCUGUCAUCCGUUUUACCAGACAGUUCCGCCACUACCUUCUGGGUAGGAAGUUCCUGUUGAGGACAGAUCAUGGCAGCCUCACCUGGCUCUUCCGGUUCAAGUGCCCUGAAGGCCAGUUAGCUCGCUGGUUGGAGGAGUUGAGUCAAUAUGACUUCAACAUUGAGCAUCGAGCAGGGCGACAACAUUGAAAUGCAGAUGCCAUGUCAAGACAAACCAGAGAGCAGUCAAGUGAUUGUGACUGCUACCAAGCAGGGAAGAACCUGUCUGACCUGCCAUGUCAAGGAUGCAAGUUUUGCCAAAGACUACAUGAGCAGUGGGCCUGGUUUGAAAAUGAUGUGGAUGAUGUGGUGCCCCUAGCAGUAAGGUGUAUCCAGGUGGGCAGCGAGACCUGUAGUGAUGUAACUCAGCCGAGGGAAUCCGGCCAGCCACCUGCACCUGUCCUGCCGACCCCAAUGGUUAACUGGCUGGAAUCAGUCAGCUUGGAGGAGCAAGCCAAACUCCAAAAAGCUGAGCCUGUCCUUUCCAUCAUUCACAAGUGGAAAGAAUCCGCCACACUUCCCACUAAAGAGCAAGUGUCACUCGAGAGCCCUGCAGUGAGGAAGUUCUGGCUUUGCUGGCCCCAGGUCGUGUUGCAGCAGGGAGUUCUCCAUUAUUCUUGGGAGAGAAUAGGAGCUCAGCGUCCAGCCUUAUUGCUGCUAGUCCCCACAUCUAUGCGACAGGAGAUUCUUCGAGCUUGCCAUGACCCCCCACACUCUGGUCACCUAGGAGAGGUAAAAACCCUCGCGCGCCUACGCCUGAACUACCACUGGUACGGAAUGCGUGAAGAUGUCCACCUAUUCAUAAAGAGAUGCUGGCACUGCAAUGCCUGUAAGCUUAAAGGACAGGUGGGGAAGGCAAAGCUGCAAAGUUACCAAGCUGGAGCACCUCUGGACCGUCUCCACUUAGACAUUCUGGGUCCCUUCCCAGUCUCCGGCUGUGGAAACAAAUACAUCCUCGUCAUCAUGGAUCAGUUUACCAGAUGGGUCGAAGCCUUUCCUAUUCCAGACCAAGGAGCAGAAACAACGGCAAGGAGGCUUGUGUACGACUUCAUUGCCAGGUUUGCCCCCCUUGAGCUGCACACUGACCAAGGGCGCAAUUUUGAGAGCUCCCUGUUUCAGAAUGUGUGCAAGCUCCUGCAGAUUACCAAGACAAGAACCACUCCGUAUCACCCUGCUUCCAACGGGCAAGUAGAGCGGUUCAACAGAACCUUGCUACAGAUGAUUCGGUGUUAUGUGGACCAGAACCAGAAAAACUGGGAUGAACAUCUGCCAUUACUCACCUCAGCCUACCGCAGCUCACAACACGCCGUCACAGGGUUCACGCCUAACAGACUGAUGCUUGGAAGGGAAGUUCAUCAGCCUCAGGACAUCCAGUGUAGAGUGGCGACGCUAACAUCUGACCGGACGGGAGUGGCAGAUUUCCUCUACAACCUGGAGGAAGGACUCAGACAGACACAGAAUACCGCGAGAGAGAAUCUCCGCUCAGCGCAGGAACGUCAGAGGAAGACAUAUGAUGUUCGAGCACGAGAACAUUACUACAGCGUUGGAGAUCUAGUCUACGUAAAGGACGACACUAAAAAGAAAGGAUGGCGCCCCAAGCUUCAAGCGCCUUGGCAAGGUCCCCUCAUCGUUUCUGCACAUCGUAGUCCAGUCCUCUAUGAGAUCCAGGGCAGGAAACGUAGCAAGAUAAUGCAUCAUGAUCGGCUUAAGCCAUACGACAUUGACGUGGGAGUACAGAAAGACCUGAUGGCUUGUGUUCGGCAACUUGGGAUUCCCACAUGGUUUUGUUCAUUCUCUUCCGCGGACCUGAGAUGGCAAAACCUUCUUAAAACAAUUUUAAAACAGGAAGGUCGAACACAGACAUUCGAAGAGUUAGAGUGGACUGAUAGAUGCGAUCUGUUGCGUCGUAAUCCUGUCACUGCCGCCAGAAUGUUUGAUUUCCGCUGGCACUGUUUUCUGAAGGAGGUCCUUAUGUCUCCUUCAAAUCCCAUAGGAAAAAUUAUUGAUUACUUUUAUCGGGUGGAGUUUCAGUGUCGCGGGAGUCCUCAUGUGCACUGUCUUUUCUGGAUUGAAAAUGCGCCUAAAAUUAAUACGAACACUGACGAAGAAGUGGUAGCUUUUAUUGAUAAGUAUGUAACAUCUGAGCUACCAGCACAGGAUGAGACCUUAUUGGAGAUGGUCACAUCUGUGCAGCAACAUUCAAAGAGGCAUUCAAAAAGUUGUAAGAAAGGUGGCACUGACUGUCGCUUUAAUUUUCCCAGACCAGUGUCAGGUAGGACAUUUCUUGUUAAUGUUCAUUUGAAUACUACAAAUGAGUGUGAUAAAUGUAAGAAUAGGUUCGAUCAAAAAUACGAAGGAAAACAGUGCACAUGUGGAAAUGAGUACUACUAUAAUCUGCUAAAGGUUGAUAAGGAUUUGGCAGUACACACUCUGGAGUCAGUGAAAAAGGCGUUAAAAGAUGAGAACAAGACGUUUAAUAGUUUAGAUGAGUUGUUUCAUAGUUUAAAUAUCAAUCAGCAAAUAUUUGAAAUAUGUUACAAACGUCUAAAUAUGAAUAAAACCCAAAUUGUAUAUAAAAGAGACAUUAACGAAGCAUGGAUUAAUCCAUACAACAAGUCUCUAUUAAAAUGCUGGAAUGCAAAUUUAGAUAUUCAAUUUGUGACAGACGCGUACGCCGUUAUAGUAUAUAUUAUUUCAUACAUUAGCAAAUCAGAAAAAGAGGUAGGAUUGUUGCUUAGUAAAGCUCAUAAAGAAGCAACAAAAGAUGACAACGUCAGUGCAAAAGAGGCACUGAAACAAAUUGGCAGCGUUUAUCUAAACAGUCGCGACGUGUCUGCUCAAGAAGCAGUUUAUAGAUUAACAGGAAUGCAUUUGAAAGAGAAUUCGCGUAAAGUAGAGUUUAUACCAACAGGGGACAAAAUAGUUAAAAUGAGUAAACCAAUUAGUGUAAUCCAAGAAAGUGGGCUAACUGGAGAUGAUGUGUGGAUGGUUAGUAUCGUAGACCGUUAUAAAAGUAGGCCUAAUAAUAGCACUUUUAAUGACAUGUGCAUAGCAACGUUUGUGUCUGAAUAUCGUCUUUUAAACCGAAAUGAAAAGUCAAAGAAUGCGAUUCAAUUGCAAGGGGGAUUAGGGUUUAUUCUUAAAAGAACGCGAACAAAACCCGCUGUAGUUCGUUAUGCGCGCUUUUCAAAAACAAAAAACCCCGAAUUAUAUCAUAAAAGUCAGUUACAGUUGUUUUUGCCGUACCGCGUAGAAGAUGACUUAAAAGCUGCUGAUUGCGAAACGUUUGAACAAUUUUAUGAAAAUGGUUCCGUGAUCUUUAGUGAUGGAUCAGAACACACGGUGAAAUCUGUCGUCGAUACGAAUAGGAACAAAUUUGAGGUAGAAGAUUCUGAAGAAUUAGAAGAGCUGCAAAAGAAACUUGAAAAUGAGGGUGGCCCUGAAGUUGCCUGGGGAAAUCUGUGCCCCGAAAAAGAAGUAGAGCGUUUAGAGUGUGAAGAAGAAAUUAGAGAAAAAGAACAGACACCUGCGGAAGAUGCAGAAGAAAUAGGUCGGGAACUCGUAGAUAACAUUCCAGAUUUGGCUGUUAGGAAUGAUCAGGUGUGUCAAUUAGAAAAGAACAAUAAUGUAAUGAGUAGGCGUGAGGGCUUAGAAUUAAUUAGAUCUCUGAAUGAGAUGCAGCUGUCAGUCUUCUAUAAAAUCCGUAACUGGUGUUUGGAUAAAGUCAAUGGUAGAAACCCAGAACCCCUCCAUGUGUUUAUAUCUGGAGGAGCUGGAGUUGGAAAGAGCUACCUAGUUAAAGCGAUUCAAUACGAGGCCACAAGGUUAUUGUCACCAAGUUGUCAGAAUCCAGAUAACAUUUGUGUUUUAUUAACGGCUCCGACCGGAAUAGCUGCUUAUAAUUUAAAGGCAGCGACUAUCCACAGUACAUUUGGCAUUGGCAAAGACGUGAGCCUACCUUACACACCUUUGAGUGAGGAAAAGCUCAAUUCUUUGCGUGUUAAAUAUAGUGAUGUGCAGAUAGUCAUAAUUGAUGAAAUCUCCAUGGUCAAUCAUAAUCUAUUGGCUUAUGUCCAUGGCAGAUUAAGACAAAUCAAACAAACUGGUGACUAUAACCCUUUCGGUAAUGUCAGCAUAAUCGCAGUCGGAGAUUUUUAUCAGUUGCCCCCAGUAAAGGGAAAAGCAUUGUAUGUACAAGACGUCCAAAUGAACUUGUGGUCUAGUUUAUUUCAGCUUGUGGAGUUAAAAACAAUCGUUAGGCAAAAAGAUAAAGAGUUUGCGCAAAUAUUAAAUAGAAUGCGAACACAUAAAAAAGGUACGCCAAUGUUAGCUGACGAUAUAAACGUCUUAAAACGGUGUGAAACAGGUGAAGAGAGCACAGCCUUACACAUCUUUGCUACAAAUUCCCAGGUUAAUGAAUAUAAUGAGGAACAGUUAAUCAGCAUAUGUCCUGACCACAUAGUUAUAACUGCACAGGACUUUGGUUACAAUAAAAAAACUGGUAAAUUAGAGUUAAAGCCAGAUCAUCAUAUUAGGGCCAAGAAAACAGCUUUACAAAAGGAGCUGUUAUUGGGAAAAAAUGCUCGAGUCAUGUUGUCUCAAAACAUCGAUGUAAAUGACGGUUUAGUAAAUGGUGUAUGUGGCACAGUGAUAUACAUAGAACAGCCUGAUAAUAUGUUUCCUCUCAGGGUAUAUGUUAAAUUUGAUGAUGAUAAGGUAGGCAUAAAGAAGAAGAAACAAACCAUUUAUCCAUCAGCAGAGUUAAAGGGUUCAGUACCAAUUGAACCUCAGGAAGAGAGAGCCAAUAAAAAAGGCCUGAGACGACAGUUUCCUUUAAAGUUAGCUUGGGCCUGUACUGUACACAAAGUACAGGGCCUUACAGUAGAUAGUGCUGUUGUCUCUUUAGCUAAGAUCUUUGCACCAGGACAGGCAUAUGUGGCAUUAAGUAGAGUUAGAAGCCUGUCUGGUUUAAUUAUUCAAGAGUUUAAAGAGAAGGCUGUUUAUUGUAAUGACAGCAUUAAACAGGCGAUUGCUAAUAUGCCACCAUUUAUAACUGAAAGCCACACAGUAGUAAAAGAGUGUUUUAGAAUAUUUCUAAUGAAUGUUCAAAGUUUAAAUCGCCAUGUCUCAGAUUUGGCCCACUGUGCACAGCAUUUGCAGCCUAACUGUAUUGCUGUGACAGAGACAUGGAUACCUGCUGAUGUUAGCUUAGAUUCUGUAGAAAUCACUGGUUAUAGGUUUAGUAAUGCACCACGUAGUUUAGCCUAUCAUAGCGAUAAUCCAGUGUUAAUGUCCCUUAAAGGCCAACAACAUGGUGGCGUUGGCAUGUACUGUGACAGUAAUGUAGAAUUUGAAAGUGUCACAGUAGCAGGUUUAAAUAUAGAGUGUUUAGCUGUAAAAUGUGUCACAUACAACAUUUUAAUAGCAGCCAUUUACAGGCCACCAUCAUAUCCUGUGUCUCUCUUUUUUAGGCAUUUUGAAGAGUUGUUAAAUGUGUUAGAGUCACAAAGUGGAACCAUUGUUGUUUUGGGUGAUUUCAAUGAGGACAUUUUGAAGUCCUCAACAAUUUGUCAGAAAAUGACAGACAGAGGAUAUGAGCAACAUGUAUCGACAGCCACUACAGAGAAAGGCACCUUAAUUGAUCAUGUUUACGUUAAAAAUAGUAAUUAUAUUGUAGAAGCGCUAGUGGUGCCUACAUAUUUUAGUGAUCAUGAGGGCAUUAUAUGUUCUUUUAAGUAAGACAGCCCGAAAUGUAUUAAAUGUGCUGCUCUUCACCUGAGUUCCC
Messenger RNA from Melanotaenia boesemani (Boeseman's rainbowfish), 9082 nucleotides. RefSeq lists its product as uncharacterized. Gene Ontology annotation, biological process: DNA integration; telomere maintenance; DNA repair. Gene Ontology annotation, molecular function: nucleic acid binding; DNA helicase activity; aspartic-type endopeptidase activity. Lineage: Eukaryota; Metazoa; Chordata; Actinopteri; Atheriniformes; Melanotaeniidae. The record is from RefSeq and is a predicted model, not a curated record.